Ilyonectria robusta is the source of this 621-nucleotide messenger RNA. Its product is annotated as ADP-ribose pyrophosphatase. Gene Ontology annotation, cellular component: nucleus; cytosol. The record is from RefSeq and is a predicted model, not a curated record. Gene Ontology annotation, molecular function: ADP-ribose diphosphatase activity. The transcript has 5 exons. The coding region runs from base 1 to 621 and encodes 206 amino acids. Gene Ontology annotation, biological process: nucleoside phosphate metabolic process; ribose phosphate metabolic process. Lineage: Eukaryota; Fungi; Ascomycota; Sordariomycetes; Hypocreales; Nectriaceae.
AUGUCAAAGGCGUCGAAAGUAGUUUCCGUCGAGCCACUCGACAAUGCCGAUGCCAAAUGGAUAAAUCUUGUCAAGAUAAAAUACGAAGACGACCAUGGAAAGCUCCGAGACUGGGAAGGAAUGCGAAGAAAGAGCCGCCCGAAGAAUAGCGUCGUUGACGCCGUCCAAGUUGUGGCCCUUCUGCAACGGCCGAGCGGUACCGAGGUGCUCCUGGAGAAGCAAUUCCGCCCGCCCACUGAGAAGGUUUGUAUCGAAUUCCCAGCUGGACUGAUGGAUGAAGGCGAAACUCCCGAGGAGUGCGCCGUCCGUGAACUCAAGGAAGAGACGGGCUACGUUGGCGAGGUGAUCCCUGACCGCAUUGGAGUGCGACCAAUCUUGAUGAGUGCUCCUGCUUCUUCUAGCUCGACGACUUUCAUGAUCAACGUCAAGAUUGAUCCGGCGCGACCAGAGAACGAGAACCCUGUGACAGAGUUGGAAGACGGGGAGUUUAUCGAAUGUUUUUGGGUCCCUUUGAAGGAUCUAUACGAGGCCUGCAGAAAAUUGCAGACCGAAGGAUAUGCGAUAGACGGAAAGGUCGGUGCAUUUGCUGAAGGUAUUGAGGCCGCGAAGGUGUGGCAGUAG